This is a messenger RNA of Daktulosphaira vitifoliae (grape phylloxera), 1448 nucleotides long. RefSeq lists its product as uncharacterized. NCBI's taxonomy places the organism in Eukaryota, Metazoa, Arthropoda, Insecta, Hemiptera, Phylloxeridae. The transcript is spliced from 8 exons. Bases 55 to 1329 code for a protein of 424 amino acids. The record is from RefSeq and is a predicted model, not a curated record.
ACAAAAAUCAGUUACAAAUUACGUAAAAUAAUAAUCAAUAAUUUUUAGUACAAAAUGGCUAAAAUUUUUGGACGAAUAAUGAGAAUUGCCAAGAAGAAAUUUGGCUUAAGAAAAAAAUCCAAAGUCAUCUCAGUAGAUUGUGGAUCACAAACUAAUACAAUGGCAGAAGAAAUUGUCGCUCCAAUAAAAUCCGUUACAGAAAUAAAUAUUUUAGAGUCUCAGAUUAAGGAAGUAGCAGACAUAGCAGUUCAGACGUCUUUAUUUACCUCUGACAAACUUACUCAGACAAAUAAUAAACUUAUGUAUAAUUUGUCUGAGACACAAACAGAAAUGUCGUUGUUUAAUUCGUUAAGUUGUGAAACACAAACUGACGUCUCGAUAGAAAAUCUUAUUUUAAAUACAAAAUCUUUGGACGAGCCUCAUAAUUCAAAUUCAAAAUUAAUAAAUUAUAUGCACACUGGUUCUCAGUGUUCCCUCUUAUCUACUAAAAAUGAGCCUCUUUUAAAAGUUAAUGAAUUUAGAGAGCAUGAUUUGCAGUCAUGUACUUUGUCGCCUUUAGAAGCACCUAUUAAAGUUAAUAAUUGCGUUGAGGAUGGAAUUAAUCCUUCAACAACACUCAAUGACACUCAAGAAAAAAUUGAACGGUGUGUUACAAAAAGUCAAAUAACAGCUGAAGUUGAUGCGACAUAUGAUUUGUCAAUUGCUGAAGUGGAAUUUAAUAAAAAAAACUCGAAUGAAGUUUUAGUCAACAAACAAAACGUACAUCAGGUCGAAAAUCGUCUACAAUUCUAUACUCUUGAUAAUGUUCCUAAGCUUCAAUUAAGAAAUAAUUAUGUAUAUAGUAUGAGAGUGCUGUAUUGUCAAACAGAUUAUAUUUGCAUGACAAAAGCAAAAAAUGAACAAAAAAUACGAUUUAUAGAAAACAAUAUGAAUGCACAUUAUAAGCAGACACAAGAUUGUAAUUUUAAACCACGACAUGAUGAGCUUUGUGCCGUUAAAUAUAGUGAUGGUAGUUGGUAUAGAGGAGUUUGUAUUGAUAUUGAAAAUAGUGUGGAUAGAAGUCAAUUUUACAUUAUUAAUUUAAUUGAUUGGGGAGAAUCGGUUUCUGUACCAUCUUCUGAACUGCGUAGAUUGGAAAUGUUUUAUAUGAAACACGCGCCUUUGGCAGUCAAAUGCAUCAUAUUGGAUUUCAAAUUAUCCAACGCACAUCAAAAAAAUCUGCGUAAACUGGAGAAUAAUGAAUAUAAAUGCAAAAUUAAUUUAAGACUUAGCCCCCGAAACUUUUUAAUAUCUUCAAAAACAAUUCUGGACAUAUUACGUAAUCGAUAAGAUAAUUGUUAUUUUCUUAUACAUUAUAUUUUUUUGUUCAGUAGUCAAUUAAUUUACUUAACUUGUGUUUAAAUAAAUUGUUUACUGUUUUCAUUAUAUAAUUAAAAAAUAAUAUUUAC